CUUCAACGCGGGACAAUGAAAUCGCGGUAACACAGCCAUGAAUUCGCCUUUUAAGUCGUGUACGAGGUUAGGCGCCCUACGGUCGGCACCGUGGUGCCCCGCGUGGGCGUCUCCGGCGAGGAGUUGCAGGAUAUGGGAGGGAAGGAGGGGAAUUGCGAUGAGCCAGGUGGACAAGAAAACGGUAGAGAAGCUGCCAUUGGCUGGCAUUAGGGUGUUGGACAUGACCAGGGUGCUUGCAGGGCCGUACUGCACGCAGAUACUGGGAGACCUUGGAGCAGAGAUUAUCAAGAUCGAGCACCCGACAAGAGGAGACGACACGCGCUCCUGGGGUCCACCAGACGCGCCUUACAUUGAUGGCGUUGAGCGCCAGUUCCCCGGGGAAAGCGCAUACUACCUUUCCGUAAACCGCAACAAGAAGUCCCUCGGCCUCUCCUUCAACAAUCCCACCGGAAUCUCCAUCCUGCACAAACUCGUCCAAAAAUGCGACGUCCUGGUAGAAAACUACCUCCCGGGAAGUCUCGCAAAAUACAAACUCGACUACGCCACAGUCUCGCAGCUGAACCCUUCGCUUGUAUACGCCUCCGUCACUGGAUACGGCCAGACGGGGCCUUACAGCGACCGCGCCGGCUACGACGUCAUGGUGGAGGCGGAGAUGGGACUCAUGCACAUCACGGGCGAGAGAGAUGGGCCACCGGUAAAGGUUGGGGUCGCAGUGACGGAUCUCACGACGGGCAUGUAUACAGCGAUUGGGGUGCUUGCGGCGCUGUAUGCGAGGAGGGAGACCGGGCUGGGACAGUGGAUUGAUGCCAGUCUGAGUGAUUGUCAGGUGGCUGGAUUGGCAAAUAUUGCGAGUUCGGCGUUGAUAAGUGGAAAGAAGGAUAGCGGGCGGUGGGGGACUGCUCAUGCGUCCGUGGUCCCGUACCGUGCAUACAAAACAAAGGACACGAAUAUCGCGGUUGGCGGCUGCAACGAUAGGCUCUACGGCAUUCUCUGCGACAAGAUUGGGAAGCCGGAGUGGAAGACAGAUUCGCGCUUCGUCACGAACGCACUGCGAGUGAAGAACCGGGAUACUCUCGAUCGGAUCAUAGAAGACGAGCUCAAGACGAAGGCAACGCAGGAGUGGCUCGACAUCUUCGAAGGGAGCGGCAUGCCAUACGCUGCUGUCAAUGAUAUUCAGGGCACGAUAAAUCAUGAGCAUGUUCUUGCAAGGAAUAUGAUCGAGAAGGUCGAUCAUCCAGCCUGCGGACCGAUGAAGCUCGUCAAUCACCCCGUGAAAUACUCUCGCGCGGAGCCGAAGAUUAGAUCGCCGCCUCCGAUGCUGGGAGAGCACACCGACGAGGUCCUGAGAGAGCUGCUUGAUUUCAGCGAGGACGAUAUACAGGAUCUGAGAGAACAGAAGACAGUUGCAUAGAACUAUCAGUAUACAUCGGCGGCUGGUUGCUCAACAUCUCGUAGC
Molecule: messenger RNA, 1456 nt
Organism: Trematosphaeria pertusa
Lineage: Eukaryota; Fungi; Ascomycota; Dothideomycetes; Pleosporales; Trematosphaeriaceae
Product: CoA-transferase family III
Exons: 6
Coding region: 158-1411 (417 amino acids)
Molecular function (GO): catalytic activity
Source: RefSeq, a predicted model, not a curated record